Messenger RNA from Xyrauchen texanus (razorback sucker), 2552 nucleotides. RefSeq lists its product as uncharacterized. Lineage: Eukaryota; Metazoa; Chordata; Actinopteri; Cypriniformes; Catostomidae. The coding region runs from base 262 to 1749 and encodes 495 amino acids. Gene Ontology annotation, molecular function: ubiquitin-protein transferase activity. The record is from RefSeq and is a predicted model, not a curated record. The transcript has 14 exons.
UGUAUUGUAUAGCUUUUCCAACCUACUGCUGAAUUUGUAUACUUUUGACAGGGAGACAACUCAGAAGUAGUCAAUUCAGCAAGACACCUCCUAAAUUUGCUCACAAAUGCAAUACCUUCCCCUGGUCCUGUUGGUCCCAGUGCCCAACACAGAGCUACCCCUGUUGGGCCCAGUGCCCAACAUCAAACUGGCCCAGAGACUCCAAGACAGGGAAGGAGUCAGGAAAGAGGGAGAGAUGGCCGACCCAGUGUCCACACAGAAAUGACAAGGUCUUUUCCUGCCCUUUUUGGAGCCAGGGGAAAGCGCCGGCACGUUCAAGGGCCUUCCAACCACUCCACACCAGUCAAAGAGAUAGAAGUUACAUUUUAUCUCUUACCCAAUAUUGUUGAGCGCACUCCCAAAGGCAGUGAAGAAGUUUUCCAUCUGCAAGCUGGUUUGGGACGCAGGUCCACACUGAUACCAGAGAACUACACCCAUGAUGAGGUAUGUUCAACCCUCAAAGAUCUUUAUCCAAAACUGGAAAGUGUGUCUGGGGGCUGGCUGAUUUACAAAGGAGCAGGAGGGUGGGGUUCUAGAAAACUAUAUAUGGUGACUCCUGGGGACAGUGGAUAUACUGGGCUAAUGCUGAAGACUGCAAGUAUAGGCGGAAAGGGUGUCCUAUAUAUUGCUCCGAUACAGGAGGAACUAGACACUCAACCACUGCCUCCUGACUCCAGGUCCUUCUCCAGUAUGCCAAAGGCAAUGUGCCACUCCUGUCACACCAGCUAUCCAUUGCAAAUCCUAGCGCUGCAUGUUGAAACAUGCAAGCCUUCAGAUACUUAUCCACAGGAGCCUACGGAGGAAGAUGUGUUUUUUGUGUCCUCAAAGACAGAGUUGCAGACCGUGUGCCCAAUCUGUGGCCAUAAUUUUCCUCCCAAUGACCUGGAGGCACAUGCAAGCGAGUGUGGAGAGAGCAAAGCUGACUUCAUUCCUUCAACUUCAAAACAAAAGAUGAGCAUUUCUAGCCUUGAUGAUGUCCUACAGGCCAUCUCUACUGCUGUUAACAAUGAGGAAGAAUUUCCUCUCACUGUAUCAAGAUCCCAUGUGGUGGAGCGGGGCCUUGCUCAAUGGAAGCGACAAAAGAAGGCAUUGCCUACUAGUCGGUUAAAAAUCAGGUUCAUAGGGGAGGCGGGCCUUGAUACAGGAGCGUUACGGAAGGAGUUCCUCACAGAGAUGGUUGCAGGGAUUGAGCAGAAGCUGUUUGAGGGUGACCAGACUGGAAAAUGUCCCAAAUAUUCCCUGUUGGAUCUUGAUCAAGCAAAGUUCAGAAGUGCUGGUGAAAUCUGGGCUGCAAGUCUGGCUCAAAGCGGACCACCCUGCUGCCUCAAACUUUGGUGCUACAGGUACUUGUGUGAUGGGGAGAUACAGAUUCAGCACAUUUCCAAAGAGGAUGUCUCUGAUGCGGAGUAUAUAUCACUUCUCUCCCAGGUUGAGUCGGCCACAGAGGCUACAAUGACUGAACUGAUUGAGGACAUUUUGAGCUGUGGCUAUAAUGGACCUGUUAAUGUUGAAAAGAGGGAAGAAAUUCUUCAGUAUAAUUGUUUUUUCACUAUGCUAAUCCUUGUCAAGGAUGUUAAUAUUCAUGUUUUGAUUUUUUACAUUUCACUUCAUAUUGAUAUUAUUUUUUCUUCAUUCUAUAUUUUAGUGCUGUUGUUCUUCAUGCCAUACUUCGGCUGCUGCCCCUACUCUCCCAGCUACGUGAAGGUCUGAAACUUUAUGGUCUCGUUGAUCUAAUGAACCAAUACCCAAACAUCUGCCAACCACUCUUUGUCUCCGGGAUGGAGGUGAAGGCUGAUGCUGACUUUGUCUUUGCGGCUUGCCAACCUGAGUUCAGCGAGAAGGGCUCCAACAUAGAACAGGUGGAAGUGAGCGUUAUGAACCAUCUACAGGACUUCUUGCAGGAGCUGGAAGCAUGUGUACAUCCAGAGGUGGGUGACACAGUAGACUAUCUUGGUCACCUGUCCCCCAGUAUGUUUCUCCAGUGGCUCACAGGACAGGGCCACAUUCCUGUCUUACCAGAAGAGAAGAGAAACUUCAGAGUCUUUGUGCAGUUCAAUCACACCUGUGACAUCCAGUAUGGUUCACAUACAGUUUGCUACCCAACAGUCGCUGCAUGUAGUAAUACAAUCCUGCCUACCUGUUAAGCAUAUGCAAACUUCUACUGAGUUCAAACAAGUGAUGACAGAGGCCUUCCAUCUAGGGCAGGCAUUUCAUCAGGUUUAAGUGAAAUGUUGCAGUUUCAAAUAUUCAGUGCUAAUUAGACUACUAAAUGUUUUUCUUUCAUGGUUCAAGUACAAUGCAUAUACAUUCAGACUCAAAUAAUAAGAUAUUUGUGCAAUCUUUUAUUUCAUUUUUUGUGAAGUCCAGUUUGUAUCCCAACCCAAGUUAUACUUCAAAAAGCAUUUCCAUAUGGGCAUCGCACCAUUACAAUGUUUGUUAGAGAAGAUGUCCUUCACUGCGUUCUUUCCCGCUUCCCUGUGGUUGUGUCAGUUUGACAGAAGUCCAAUAAAUAC